UGGGCGCGGUGCGAGGAAGCCGGACAGUGAGGGGUUAUCGGGAGCCGCUCCCGCGAUGGACAGCAGGAUCCCCUAUGACGAUUACCCUGUCGUCUUCCUGCCGGCCUAUGAGAACCCGCCGGCCUGGAUCCCUCCCCACGAGAGAAUUGGCCACCCUGACUACAAUAAUGAGUUGACCCAGUACCUGCCUCGCACUAUUGUGCUGAAGAAGCCUCCUGGGGCUCAGCUGGGCUUCAACAUUCGAGGAGGAAAGGCCUCCCAGCUGGGGAUCUUCAUCUCCAAGGUGAUCCCUGACUCAGAUGCACACAGAGCAGGGCUACAGGAGGGAGACCAAGUCCUGGCAGUUAAUGAUGUAGAUUUCCAGGACAUUGAGCACAGCAAGGCUGUCGAGAUCCUCAAGACUGCCCGUGAGAUCAUCAUGCGAGUGCGUUACUUCCCCUACAAUUACCAGAGGCAGAAGGAGAGAACUGUUCACUGUCCCUGAUGAGGUCCUCCCUAGUAAUGGCUGCUCUGCCCUGCAAUUCAUUGGGUCACAGCAGGAAGACUGCUCUCCGCAGCAUUGGGGAGAU
Molecule: messenger RNA, 569 nt
Organism: Emys orbicularis (European pond turtle)
Lineage: Eukaryota; Metazoa; Chordata; Testudines; Emydidae
Gene: PDZD11
Product: PDZ domain containing 11
Exons: 7
Coding region: 56-484 (142 amino acids)
Biological process (GO): maintenance of epithelial cell apical/basal polarity; protein localization to basolateral plasma membrane; neurotransmitter secretion
Cellular component (GO): basolateral plasma membrane; synapse; cell-cell junction
Molecular function (GO): protein binding
Source: RefSeq, a predicted model, not a curated record